Rotaria socialis is the source of this 1638-nucleotide messenger RNA. NCBI's taxonomy places the organism in Eukaryota, Metazoa, Rotifera, Eurotatoria, Philodinida, Philodinidae. The record is from the annotation of a GenBank genome assembly.
AUGAUUUUACAUUUAUUUUUACUAUUAUUUCAAUUGCAACUUAAACAAAUAUCAACAGAAACAAUCAGCGGUUGUACAAUAAAUAAUAAUAAUCGGCGAAUUGCCAAUGGGAAAACAUCAGUGACAUUAUCUUGUCCUAAUAAUGGUUAUAUUUUAGUGAAAAAUUUAACAUUCGGUGUACAUAAAACUUCACUAUUACCUAUAACACCAACGUGUUCAUAUCAAUCUGGCGAUUGUACAACGAGAACAACUUAUAUUGGAAUGGAAUGUAAUGGUCUUACUACUUGUGAUCUCGAUCUUAAUCCACAAUAUUUACAUAUAUGUAGCCAAUAUAGCGAUUACAUGGUACUUGAUUAUUCAUGUUUACAAGGUCAAAGCUUAUCAGUUUGCGAUACCCGCUUAAUAUCAACUUCAUUUAGUAAAGAGAAUCGGCUAUUUCUUCGAAGUCCAAAUUAUCCACAUGAAUAUGAAAAUUCUUUAAAUUGUUCAUGUCAAAUCAAUGCUGUUAAAUCACAGAUAAAGUUUCUGGAUUUUUAUCUUGAAGAACGUGAUGAAAUGAAUAUAUGUUCAAGGGAUCAUUUACAAAUUCACAAUCGUUCCUAUUGUGGUUCAUCGAUCGAUGAUAAUAAUUAUAAAUCAUCAUCGUUUAGUCUUAAUUCAUCAUUCCAAUUAACAUUUAAAACAAAUGACGUUAUUACACGAAAAGGUUUUUGGCUUUCAAUUAAUAGUGAACAACCAAUGCAAGUAUCAUGUAAUAGUCUAAUCGAACCCACUUCUCCCACAACAAUAAUAACAACAACGACGACGACGACACCAACAACACUUCAAUAUUCAGUACCCAGUUCCCUUAUUCCUUUAACUGAAUCAUCCAGUUUCAAUCAUAAUGAAAAUAACAACAACAAUAAUAAUAAUAAUCGUCGUCAUGCACUUUCCUAUAUUCUUAUACUAACUAUAGUCUUCGUUAUUAUUCUUUUACUAUUAAAUAUUGUGUUGAUUAUACUUUGUUGGAGACAACGACGACCAAAAGGAACGAUGGAUUCAAAAAUAAAUAGUACAAAUCAACCGUUUGUUUGUUCAGUACGUUCAUCAACAUCAUCAUCGAUCACAUAUGGUGAAACGCCAGUUUUAACAUCCCUUGACAUACAAAAACAACCACCAUUAUCUAGCCGGUACAUUUUUCAACCGAAUCAACAACACUCAGACACAACACCGUCAACAUCAACAACAACAGCAACAGGCCCCUAUGAUGAUCUUAAUGAAUCUAUGACAUUACAAAGACCAUUUCAUAAAGAAAAAUCAUUUGAUAAUCAAUUUCUUUAUUUACAAAAUCAGCCGACAUUUUCUUCCCCGAACACUGCAUAUAAUCGAAUGAUUCAUUUUCCUCCUGUACCUAUCCGUUGUAAUUUUAGUACACCAGUACAAACUUUUUAUCCUCCUCAGCCUCUAUUCGAUUCUCAGCAUAUUUAUGAAACGAUACAAGAAGGACAAUGUCCGUAUCAACGACUAGCAGCUACACUUCGUCGACAACACACAGCAUCAUGUUCAUGUUACUAUCAACAUGGCGAGCAACUGCAUCCAACAAGAACUCACAUUAAUGAAAAUUUAACUAUUCUACCUAAUCCGGAAACACUCGUCUGA